Larimichthys crocea (large yellow croaker) is the source of this 2521-nucleotide messenger RNA. Its product is annotated as E3 ubiquitin-protein ligase TRIM39. The transcript has 3 exons. Gene Ontology annotation, molecular function: protein binding. The record is from RefSeq and is a predicted model, not a curated record. NCBI's taxonomy places the organism in Eukaryota, Metazoa, Chordata, Actinopteri, Sciaenidae. Bases 220 to 1569 code for a protein of 449 amino acids.
UUGUGUCACAGUAGUUCAAGCAGGGGAACAGCCAGAGCUGACAUAUGCAGGCACAGGUCCAAACCAGGCGAGACAGUCCAAACAAGCAAACAGAGCCAACGUGCAACAGGAAGAAGAUCCAAAGUCCAUAAGGCCGGCAAACAAACCGGCAGCAAGAACAUACAGACUAAAUACACCGGUGAGGGGAGACAGCAUAACGAGACACAGCAGGGGGCCAUAAUGGUGAAUCUUAAAGAGGAGCUCUGGAAAACUCUGCAAGAUUUAGAAGGAGACGACUUUAAGCGUUUCAAGUGGUUCCUGAAGCAGGAUGACAUCCUUGAAGGCUUUUCAGGCAUCCCAGCGGCUUGGCUGGAGAAGGCAGACAGGCAGGACACAGUGGAUCUGAUGGUACAACAGUAUCAGGAGCAUGGAGCGCUGAAAGUAACCUUGAAGGUUUUAGAAAAGAUCAGCAAGAAUGAUCUGGUGCAGAGUUUGCAAAACUCCAGCUCAAGACUAAAAGACCUCAAGAACCACGACUCUGUUCCUCUCAAAAGUGAUUAUGAAAGAAAAAAGUUUGAGACUAAAAUUAAGCUGAUGAUCGAGGAGAGACAGAUGAAGAUCAAGGAAAUCAGACACUCAGCAGAGCUCAGCAGAAGAUCUGCUGACAUACAUAUUGCAGACAGUGAGCGGUUCUUUACUGCUUUGCUGCAGUCUGUCAAGAGAAUUCUGGAUAAUGUCAUCGAAGAAAUCAACGACAAGCAGAAAACAACACAGAAAGAGGCAGACGAAUUCAUCCAAAAGCUGGAGCAGGAAAUCUCAGAGCUGUCAAAGAGAAACAAUGAAAUGGAGCAGCUCUUACGCACUGAAGACCACCUCGACUUCUUUAAAGGUUUCUCGUCCCUGAGUGCUAUCACCAAGAACUGGACAGAAGUUACCAUCUCUCCUCCAUCUUAUGGGACAAGUGUGGGGAUGGCUUUGAAUCAGCUGCAGGAAAAACUAAGCACAGAUAAGGAGAAGUUCAUUGGAAAAGCCAAGCUGCACAGGGUCCAGCAAUUUUCAAAAGAUAUAACUCUAGAUCCAGAUACUGCAAAUCCCUACCUUAUUUUGUCUGAUGAUGGGAAACAAGUGCACUGUGGUGACGUAAAACAAAAUCACACAGACAACCCAGAAAGAUUUAAUACUGCUGUCAAUGUCUUGGGAAAGCAUGGUUUCUCUUCAGGAAGAUUUUACUAUGAGGUUCAGGUUAUGGGUAAGACUUCUUGGGGUUUAGGAGUAGUCAAAGAGUCGAUCGACAGAAAGGGAUCGAUCAGAGCAAGCCCAGAUAAUGGCUACUGGACUAUAUGUUUAAGGGAUGGAAAAAUACACCAAACUUCUGCCAAUUAUCAGCCAAAGAAGGUGGGCGUGUUUGUGGAUUAUGAGAAGCGUUCUGUCUCCUUUUAUGACGUGGAUUCUGCAGACCUCAUUCACUGUUUUAAUGACUGUUCCUUCACUGAGAAACUCUACCCAUUCUUCAGUCCUGGUAGUCGUUAUGGUGGUAAAAACUCUUUGCCUCUGAUCAUAUCUCCUGUCAAUUACACUAAUUUGAUUUGAUCUAUUCAAAACUGAUCCUACGAUUUAAUUUCUAGGUCAAAUCUAUCACCACUAUAUGUAAGUGGGGACUGAUGGUUGAGGGGGUGCCAGUUCACCUUCUGGGCACUGGCCAGGUGCCCUUGAGCCAAACCUCUAACUGCUUCCAGGACGCCACAACGUAGCCGCCCAUCACUCCACCAUCUCUUUACAUUAGCAUGUCUACAAGCCCCUUGUGUGUGUGUAUGUGUGGUUAUAUGUAUGUAAAACUUGAGCGUAAAAAGAAAUUCCCCAUUGAGAGAUCGAUAAGUUUCUUCUUCUUCUUCUUCUAAGGAGUAAUAAAAGUACAUACAUUUAAACAGUUCCUGACCUGCAUCUGACGUGAUCAGAAACCUUAAAUUUGAUUACAGGAAACUUGAGUUGUUUCUUCCCCUGACAGGUGAAUCUUCACAUAAUGGGAACCUGACCCUUACCUGAUCCCUAGCCUCGAUGUUUAUCACAAGAAUUCCCCAUACAUAGUUUGCAACGCAACAAAACGGCAAGGCAGUAAAGUUACAAACUGUUGUGACAUUCCUAAAAAUACACAGCAUAGGAAAGCAAGAUGUGUUUAACAAUAUGUAUGUAUGCAAAUUGAUUUAAAUAAUUAAUUAGUAUGUAUUGGCAUAGCAAAAUACAGAUAAUAGAAUAUAAUUUAAGGUGCACAAUGUAAUGGAUACAUUGUUGAACAUGAAGGGCAUUCUUUGAGCGUGUGAAAAUGUACUGGGGUUUGGUUGUAGUAUCACAUUUGUACCACUAGAUGGUACCACUUUCUGUUUGAUGAGACUGAGGUAGAGAUGUGUGUGAUGCCUUUCUUUGCACUCUGCUCCCGAGUACAGAGUUUGGCAUGUGCAUAAUCAUAUUCUACCUAUCCUGUAUGAAUACAAAAGGUAUUGUGCCCUGUUUAGUUGAUGAAUACUGCAAAAUAAAGUAACCGUGG